CAGACCUCUGGACCCAAACUGCUCCCAUCUGUCUCUAUCGAUUUAGUGUCAGGCUGUCAGUCGUCAAGUUUCCUCAGGAUUUUCAAGUUGAAAUUUAGUGAUUGAACCGAACAUACAGCUGGACAGUGGCUAAUAUACAUCGCUGCUUCAGAUAUCUGCUGGACUCUGAGGAUCCGCUCUGAAGGAGGCCGAGUGCCUUGCUUAAAGGCCGCACAACAGAGGAAGGCGAACAUCCAUCACUGUAAACUUCACUCGAGUUCGUCUCAGGCUAAUUCAGAAGUUCCUGCCUCUGUAUCCUAAACCAGGUGGAUCUUGUACCUGCAGAGUGACAGCUGUGAAAUCAACAUUUGCAGAGUUGAAAUAAACCUUUGCUGAGCUGUAAUCGGUCAUGGCAGACUGGAGCCUUCUGGGAAACUUCCUGGAGGAAGUACAGGAGCACUCUACCUCUGUUGGCAAGGUAUGGCUGACCAUCCUGUUUAUCUUUCGUAUCCUGGUGCUGGGGACGGCGGCCGAGUCUUCGUGGGGAGACGAACAGGAAGAUUUCGACUGCGACACUGAGCAGCCAGGCUGCGAGAACGUCUGUUACGACAAAGCUUUCCCUAUAGCUCAUAUACGAUACUGGGUUCUCCAGAUUGUGUUCGUGUCCACGCCAAGUCUGAUCUACAUGGGCCACGCCAUGCACACUGUUCGCAGAGAGGAGAAGAGAAAGAGCCGAGAGGAGGAAGAGGGAGAUGGGGGUGGGGGAGAGGAGGACCCAGGAGGAGGUGAAGGCGGAGGAGGAGGGGGAGAGAAACAGGGGGGAAAGGGAGAGAACGAGAGAAGAAAGGAAAAAAAUGAAGGCUCAUCGGCAGGUCGAGUUCGCCUGAAGGGAGCGCUGCUGCAGACCUACAUACUGAGUAUACUGAUACGCACCGUCAUGGAGGUGGUGUUCCUGUGUCUCCAAUACUUCCUGUAUGGAAUCUUCCUCAAUCCUCUGUAUGUCUGCAAGGCCUGGCCUUGUCCGCAUCCUGUUAACUGUUACGUCUCAAGGCCAACAGAGAAGAAUGUCUUCAUAGUGUUCAUGUUGGUUGUGUCGGCUGUGUCUCUGGCUCUCAGUGUGCUUGAACUGUAUCACCUGGCAUGGAGACACUGUUGCAGGAAAUUCCUCAUGGUAAAGGUCAUCACUCCUGCCGAAGCCCGUCUCGGCCGACAACUCUCUCUGUCACCUCCACCACCAUCAACCCCACCUCCGGAUUUCAGCCAGUGUGUCACUGGCUCCUCGCACUUUCUACCCCCACCUUUCCCCAGCCACCGGCUUGCCAACCAACAAAACUCCGAGAACAUGGCUACAGAGAAGAACAAAAUGGCCGCCGCUGUGGAAGAAGUGAACUUCCUCCAGAUGAGCUGUUAUUCACAGAUCCAGGACGGCAGAUACCUGAGGAACGGCCCCGAUGGGCUGCUGCUGAAAGACAAACGAAGAUUCAGUAAAACCAGCGGCAGUAGCAGCCGGACGAGAGCGGACGACCUCUCCGUUUAGAAACUAGUCGGAUUCACCCAACACAACGUGCACAUAAUACGCUCAGUCUCAUAUCUCAGCCAGCUGUCAGAAUCAGAACCAUGUAGCAUAGUUGCUGUCUGUGAUUGAGGAGACUUUGUUUUUCUGUUUUGACAAGAAUCUCUGCAAUGUCAUUACUUUCUCAAUUAUUUUCUUUUGACAUUAUAUGGCUUUCAAAGUUUGGCUCUAGCUAAAACCAGCAAAGGAAGGAGCAAGACACCAAGAGACACCAAAUCAGCGCGGGAGUUUUGCUUGUUCAUGAGACAUUCAUUUGGUUACCAUCCUGGAUGGAGAGCUAUGGGUAGUCUGGACUGAAUAACCUACAAAAGCAUUUUCCUUCUUCCUCUUUUUAUUUACCACUGUGUCUUAACUGUGCAGCACAUGCAAUGAUUUUAUUCGCUGAACAGCUUUUUGUGCACAGUGGCAGCGACUCAGACUCGAGACUUGAUCUGAAUCUUUAUGAGUCACACGCUUUUAAUUUGUCAUCACCAGCCAGCGUGGACAAGGCAUCAAAUCUCACAUCGCAUUCACAGUCGCCUCAGAAGUCAUAGUUUGUGUCUGAGCCUUAACAAGCGCAACAAUAGUGGCUUAAAGUUUGCACUAAACUCCAGACAAAUGUGCUUUUUAAAGCAGUGCACAAAGAGUCCAUGCAUAAUUGUCUGGUUGGUAAUGUUUGACAUCAUCUAACGUCAGACAGCUCUUAAAACAGCACUUACUGUGAUUUUACACAAUAAAAUUUCAAAUGUAUAGUAGGGCAUCUCUCCUUUCAAGCUGAAACAGUGCCCUAAUAUAGAUAUGAAAAUUUGCACUGCAUUCACUGUGAUGUGCAACGUUCACUUUUACAGUUGUGGAAGCACAUAUUGCAGGAAUGUUUUAUGAUAAAUCACCAGUGGAAAGUGUUUUUUUUUAUAUAUAUAACAGUGAUUGCAGAUCAUUCUGAAAGAUGAGCAAUUACUGCAACACCUGACCUUGUUAGUCUACUCCAGUUUUUUUUUUAAUUUUCUGUGUAUGGCAAGCACUUUUAACAUGAUCAGAUGUGUCCAAUGAACUUGUGAUCAGUCAUAAAUUGGAUAUAUUCUUGGAAUAAUCACUUAAAAUGUCCUUAUAAAGAUAUAACCAUGUACCAUUGUGUAAAACUUCAAAUCAAUCAAUCUUCAGUUUAGCUCUGAUUGCGUUUUAAGAUUGUUUUAAAGCAGGACAUGCUUAAUUGAUACGUUAAGAUAUCUAAGUUUUUUGAGACAUGACUGAUUUGCAGCUCUUGAAUCUACCCAGGAAAUAACAACUGAGCCUUUGAUUUGUGGAAGUCACAACACCGAGGCCUUUCAUCCAACGUUUUACCUGAGGACUGAGCCACCAGGACUUCAUUUUGCACUGGAACUUGACUGGUGUGAUUCUGUGUAGCUGCUCAGUCAUGAUUUUUACUCUAUAUACUAUGUAUUUAUACUUUGAGACAUUUGUCCACCUAUUUUUUUCACACCAGCAUGUUGUUUUUAAAAUCUUUUUAAACGACAAAUGUAUCAUCUAUGUUCCAAAGUGUGUCAGUUUGGGACACUAUUGGGUAGAUUUUAUGGCACUGUAUUGUGGAUUUUAUCAUUUUGACUAAAGCACAAGGGGCUACAGCCUCUACAGUCUGAAACUACUACCACUGUAGAUUUUGUGGGUUUUUUAUAUAUUAUAUAUAUAUAUAAUAGCAGACAAAAGGAUAUCAAACACCACUUCAAUAUGUAUUGUUAGAUGACUGCUUCUAUUGGUGAAAACUUAAAAUUGUUUGAUAUAUAUUAUAUUUACUUGAAUAAUGUAAAUAAAACUACAAAUAAAACGGU
Molecule: messenger RNA, 3357 nt
Organism: Mugil cephalus (flathead mullet)
Lineage: Eukaryota; Metazoa; Chordata; Actinopteri; Mugiliformes; Mugilidae
Product: gap junction alpha-5 protein-like
Exons: 7
Coding region: 389-1516 (375 amino acids)
Biological process (GO): cell communication
Cellular component (GO): connexin complex
Source: RefSeq, a predicted model, not a curated record